Molecule: messenger RNA, 213 nt
Organism: Penicillium mononematosum
Lineage: Eukaryota; Fungi; Ascomycota; Eurotiomycetes; Eurotiales; Aspergillaceae
Product: Major facilitator superfamily domain general substrate transporter
Exons: 1
Coding region: 1-213 (70 amino acids)
Source: RefSeq, a predicted model, not a curated record
AUGUCGGAGACAAACUCGAACCUUGUUCCAGACACCAAAGAGGAAAGAACCGAUACAUCCUCUGAUGGCCUGCAUGGUAGUUGGGCCAUGGGAAUUGCACUCUUUGGUUUGACGUUUUUGUGUGCUCUUAUUCCGAAGAGAGGAGGCAAAGUCCCGCGACCGGGUGAGAAAGGUGGGAAGGACGAGCAGGGCAACUUUGUUCCUGUGGCUUAA